GUUACACAGGCUUUGUAACUUGUGGCUGUGUUUAUCUUCCUUAAGAGAAACGUCUAAUCCCAAUACUGUGUGUCUGUCACUCUUCUCUUCUCUACGAGUGAAAAUCAUGGAAUGGAUAAAUUCACUGCCCAAAAUCGAGCUUCAUGCGCAUCUCAACGGCUCCAUUAGAGACUCCACUCUUCUAGAGCUUGCUAAGGUUCUUGGUGAGAAAGGCGUUAUAGUGUUUGCUGAUGUUGAAGAUGUCAUUCGGAAAAAUGAUCGAUCUUUGUCUGAGGUCUUCAAGUUGUUCGAUUUGAUCCAUAAGAUCACCACUGAUCACCAAACAGUGACAAGGAUCACUAGAGAAGUUGUAGAAGACUUUGCUUUAGAAAAUGUGGUUUAUCUUGAGUUACGAACAACUCCAAAGAGGAACGAUUCGAUAGGUAUGAGUAAACGUUCUUACAUGGAAGCGGUAUUGGAAGGUCUGAGAUCUGUCAGUGAAGUCGAUACUGAUUUUGUUACGGAAUCUAAUUCACAAAAAAUACGCAAUGCGUGUGAUGGAGUUCGAAGGAAGAAGAUUUAUGUUAGGCUUCUUCUUAGCAUUGACCGUAGAGAAACAACAGAGUCUGCAAUGGAAACUGUUAAGCUCGCGUUGGAAAUGAGAAAUGUCGGUGUUGUUGUCGGUAUCGAUCUUUCUGGGAAUCCUCUUGUUGGAGAAUGGAGCACUUUCUUGCCUGCGUUACAGUUCGCUAAAGACAAUGAUCUUUACAUCACUCUUCACUGUGGAGAGGUCCCCAAUUCAAAAGAGAUCCAAGCCAUGCUUGAUUUCAAACCGCAUCGAAUCGGCCAUGCUUGUUUCUUUGAAGAUGAUGAUUGGGAAAAGUUGAAAUCUUUCCGGAUUCCGGUUGAAAUAUGUCUUACGUCCAACAUUAUAACCAAGUCGAUAUCUUCAAUCGAUAUACACCAUUUCGCUGAUCUCUACAAUGCAAAGCAUCCAUUGAUUAUAUGCACUGAUGAUUUUGGAGUUUUCUCCACUAGCCUCUGCAAUGAGUAUGCUCUCGCUGUUCGUUCCUUUGGUCUUAGUAAGAGAGAAGCUUUUACAUUGGCUAGAUCCGCCAUAGACGCAACGUUUGCAGAAGAUGAAGUAAAGCAACAACUCAUGUUGAUUUUUGAUUCAGCCUCUCCAGAAUCUCUUAGAAAGCUAGCUGCAAUCAAUCACCGUAAAACAAGACCGUUCUUCACCGCCGCCUCCGCCGCACCUUCCGGCGGCACCGUUUCUCCGAUCCCACCGUCGUUUUUGCCGCUGUUCCCACAUUUCUCGCACCGGUUGUCUCCGCUCUCCAAAUGGUUCGUCCCUCUUCGUGGACCUCUCUUCCUGUCUUCUCCUCCCUGGAAACUGCUACAGUCCGCGACACCUUUGCAUUGGCGAGGAAACGGCGCGGUUUUCAGGAAGGUCGAGGCUCUGAACAUUAGAUUGGAUCGAAUUAGGAGCAGAACGAGGUUGGGGUUGCAGUCGGCGGCAUCAAACGUGGUGACGGUGGAUCGCAAUUUGUUCAAGGAGGAAGAUGGAAGUAGAGAGAACGGUGGGAUAAUGGAGAGUUUUGUUAACGUGCCGAAUAUGAUAUCUAUGGCACGAUUAGUAUCUGGUCCUGCGCUUUGGUGGAUGAUCUCGAAUGAGAUGUAUACUCCUGCAUUCGUUGGGUUGGCUGUAUCUGGAGCGAGUGAUUGGUUAGAUGGUUACAUGGCUAGGAGGAUGAAGAUUGAUUCUGUGGUUGGCUCAUACCUUGAUCCUCUCGCAGACAAGGUGGAAUCUUUUGAUCUGUUAUGUGUGGUUCUUAUUGGGUGUGUUGCGUUGGCAAUGGUGCAGAAGGAUCUCUUACAUCCUGGGCUGGUUGGAAUUGUGGUGUUCCGGGAUGUUGCACUCGUUGGUGGUGCAGUAUAUCUAAGGGCACUAAACUUAGACUGGAAGUGGAAAAACUGGAGUGAUUUCUUCAACCUCGAUGGUGCAAGCCCUCAGAAAGUAAAACCAUUGUUUAUAAGCAAGGUAAAUACGGUUUUCCAAUUGGCUCUAGUCGCCGGCGCAUUACUUCAACCCGAAUUUGGGAAUCCAGAUACACAGACAUGGAUCACUUAUCUAAGCUGGUUAGUUGCUUCGACGACUAUGGCUUCAACUGCAGCUUACGGAGCACAAUACAUGAAGAAGAAACCUAUCUCUAUGAUUAAGAGAUCAUAG
Messenger RNA from Thlaspi arvense, 2212 nucleotides. Lineage: Eukaryota; Viridiplantae; Streptophyta; Magnoliopsida; Brassicales; Brassicaceae. The record is from the annotation of a GenBank genome assembly.